CACUCGACAGUUUAUCGCCGUUCGUCGACCAAUGCGUGCGCGACGCCUAUUAAAAAAUUCUCGGCCAAAUAAAACCGCGUAUUGUGAAGUGUAACUGUGUGUGAAUUGGAACUUUUAGAUUAGAAAGUGUGCAUAGGAUUUUUCUCGUCGAGCACCGAUGGCGAGGUGAUGGCGUGGUGCGCAAGCGCAGUGGCGCUGUGGCUUUUGAUGGUGGUUGCUGGCAGCGCUGCCUACACCGUAGACUGUAACCAUGAGUAUGCUGAUUGCGACAACGAACUUACCAGACUUGUAAAUGAAGAUGACGAAUUAACAUUGAACGCAUCGGGUUCACCGACGAUAGAAGAAGUAUCAACCAAUGCACCUCCGGAUCCAGUAACCAGAACGACUUCUAUAAAUAAUGACGUAACCACAGAAAACAAAACAGACUUCACAACUACAACAGAAACAAAUGUAGCUUCAGAUACUAUUAUGAAACCUAAAGCCCGGUUGCUAAAUGUAAAUGUAGACGAUUUGCAACAAUUUGCAAACGCGCUUCACAAUCAAAGUCAUCUAAAAGAACCAAAGAAAAGUAUAAGUGAUUUAAGUGAUGUUAAUAUGGAGGCUGAUGAUGAAGAACCAUCAAAAUUGAUGAGGCACGAACAAGACAAGAAGAUUAUACCUGAUAAAUUUUAUUCGAAUCUACAAGCACCUUUCAAUCCACUUUUAAACAUUGAUAAGUCUGAAGAGGUUGAAAACUGCAAAGAAAAUGGAGUUUCUUAUAAGAUGGGAGAAAAAAUGGAUCGUGGUUGUGAAGAGACUUGUGAAUGCAUGCCAGGAGGUAUCUUCGAAUGUUCACCAAGGUGCAAACACCCAUAUAUUCUUCGCGGGAGAAGGAUUAUUGAUCCCCUUUGUUUUGAGUCACCGGUGGACGAAUGCUGUUCAAUCAUGGCAUGUUCCACUUCUAGUGGAGAAACAAAACCAUCUUCAUUAGAAAUGUGCAGAUAUGGAAAUGAAACGUAUCCAGUCGGUGUCAAGUGGAAUAUUGGUUGUGAGCAAACGUGCUCUUGUGAAGGAAAGUCUACGAUUUCAUGCAAACCUAGAUGUACACGACUACCGCCAUCUGAUAAAUGUAUUAACGUACAAGAUCCUAACGAUGCCUGUUGCGAGAUACAAAUAUGUGACGUUUCCCAAGACGUGCACGAAGAGCCUCUUGAAAACGCCACCAUGUCUUCCACGCCACCGACUGAGAAUAUAAAACAUGAAGAUUCUAUGGAGAUGACUAAAACAACCUUUCGGCCACUAGUACUUCCCGAACCAAUUGGCUCUAUUAAAGUAUUACAUAACAACAGUGUUCAAGUAAAUCUCAUACACCCUAACAACACAGCAGAUCCAAUCCAUUUGUUACUAAGCAGCGAUGGAGGCGAAACGUGGAAAGAUGUGGAAUUGAAGUUUACUAAUCUCAUAUUAGAUCUAGAAGGUGGGAAAGAUUAUGUAUUGAAGACAAAAGAGACUGGCACCAAAUUUAAUUUCCGUAUCACGACAUCAGAUGAUGGUAAUGAGGUUCCGGUUGAAGAUAUCAAUGAAUCUAAAAUUGGUUGUUACUCUGACGGACAUCUCUAUGAAGUGGGUGAAGAGUUUCAUAUAGGAUGUUCAGAGUUGUGCGAGUGUAUUGGACCAAAUAAAAGGGAGUGCGCUCCUCUGGUGUGUCCUAAUCAUGUUGGUCUAGAACUGGUCUCCAAGAGCUGCGUGCGAUGGGCGCCCAACCCUCCUCCACAGCCGCCCAACUGUUGUCCAAGGACUGCGAGAUGCCUUAGCGAUGGAACAUGUUAUUUCAGAGGAGUAGCAAUUCCUAACUGGAGCGAGGUGCCCACAUCUCUGUCUGGCUGUGAGCAACAUUGUUACUGUGAGAAUGGAGAACUAGAUUGCCAAGAGGCCUGUAGCCCUCUACCAACGCUACCACCUCAGACGCUACGGUGUCCCCCGAUGCAUAGGCCUGCACCCGUCAAUAUAUCUGAUGAAGACUGCUGUAAGCAAUGGGGAUGUGUGCCAAACGGUCAAUUAUCUCCCGGAUUUCCAGUAAAACACAAUACACAACCUCCCUUUCUUCCAACUGUGCCACCUGAUCAUUAUCCACAAGAGGAUAUACAAGAUUAUGACCAAAAUAAUAUUCACCGUCCUGAUAAUCCUCUGGAUCCGGCAGCUGGCCUUCCUCCAGGUCUUCCUUUGCCUGGAUAUGAGGAUAAUAAGAAACUAACAGUUAUAUCUUUGCAAGCCGAUUCUUCUACAACUAUAAAGAUGUUGUUUGGCUUACCCUCUGUACUGGUUGGAUUAAGAGGGAGCGUCGAUUUGAGAUACACAGAUUCUGACGAUGAAGAUGUCUCGCACUGGCUUUCUCAAGUAUUUGCUCCAGCGGACGAGAUACUCACAACUCCCCGGCUUGAAUUUCGUUUGUCUGGCCUUAAACCUUCAACGACUUACAAAAUUCGCGGAAAGUUAUUCUUACACAAUCUCCCAGUUGAACCUGAAAGCGAAAUAUAUACUGUUCGUACACUGGAUGCGCCAAAGAUUGAGCAUCCUGGGGAAAAACGAAGGGAAAUAGACAGUAAAUUGACAGUGGUUGAUGUGAAUGAUACCACGGCACAUCUAAGUUGGAGACACUUCUCUGAAGAUGAGCUUCAAUUUAUUGACGGGGUACAAGUACGGUAUCGUCCUGUGGGAACACCAAUAUAUGGUAUGACGGAACUGCUGCACCACAGCAGGUCUGUGGCUGAGCUGAUAGAUCUUCGACCUGGAACAAGAUACGAAGCUGCACUGGUGCUCAUUCCACCUCCCCACUCAGCCACUGAACUGGUUGAUCCCGGACAUGUCGAGUUUACUACCGCACCUUAUAUCGAUCCCUACAAUUGGUCAGUGACAGUAGAGGCUAAGGUGGUGGGCUCAGAGGCAGCGGAACUGACCUGGCGUGGAGUUCCAUCCCCGGGAGAGCGCUGGGUACGUGUCUAUAGAGCAGCGCAUGCCUGUGGGGCCAACAGGAAGGAACAUGAUGACUUCCGAUUAGCAACGAGGGACUCACCACCAGCCAUCACCCUGGCUGGUCUUGAGCCUAACUCGAAAUGUCGUGUAUGGUUGGAGUUAUUCUUGACGAAUGGAAAAGUUAAAACUAGCAACGUGUUGGAGAUCUACACCAAGUCAUCAGAUUCACCGGAACCUAUUGACAAUGAAAUAGAAGCGUCGUCAAUUGCAGGUAGCCGCGGGGCCCCACACGGAGAUUACUACGGGGCCCUGGUGAUAGUGGGAGUGAUAGCAGCACUUGGAGCCCUAUCCUCUGUGCUCUUACUGCUAGUGGUGGUCCGAAGACAUCGCCCAAGAUCUGUGCCUAUCACACCGCGGCCCUCAGCGCCUCGCGAGUCCUCCCUGCCGCCAUAUGACAACCCCGCCUACAAACUGGAGCUGCAACAAGAAACUAUGGAUCUUUGACAAUUAAGUUCCCGUGACCACAAGAGUGUGCUCAACGGGAUAAGCCAUCGAGAUGAUAUGGGACACCUAAAAGUGCCCUCCUACCAGGAAAAUGGAGUUUGACGUUAACUAAAACAGGAAAGUGACUCCCUGUUCAUUCAUACCGUAAAAUUUGCUUAUUAAGAAUAAGUGUUCAAAUAUAAGUGAGAAUUAAAAAAUAAGAAUCACAUUGACGAAACUAAACGUGCAUAACAAACGACGGUACUGAAAGAAGUAAGUUUAUUGUUUAUGGUGAUAUUUUAAUCCCAAAAAGAUUUUACGAUUUGUCUCUACUAUGUGAAAUAGUGGCUAUAGGAAUUGAUUUUCUCAUUUCAUAGAAAUUUGCUAGAAUUGAAAUGCACUUACGACAACAUUACGCAAUACAUCAAUGGUUUUAAUUUAUAAAAUAAUUUGUUGCUAGAUCUACAUAAUUUAUGUGUGCAUUAUUAUGUCAAAAUUCAUUAAUUAAAGUAUAAAUUUAAGACGUAGGUAUAUAAAAUUAUAUAUUCUAACAAACGCUUCGGAAUAUAAGAAGACUUCAUUUUUGUUUAUGGAUUACCGUUUACUGCUUCAUUCAGUAUUAUACAACAAAUUAUACAGGUUAAAAAACCUGUACUAUAUCUUGAGGAAAUAAGCGCAUUAAAAAAAGAAAAAAGAUUAUAAAUAUACCAAAUUAUAAAAGUUUAAUAUUUCCUCGCCCACACACCCAUUUCAUUCAUGUAUCAGGCAAAGGGCGCGCGCGCGGCGGCAUGAACGAAAGUUUUGUAUGAAUAAUAAACAUUGCCCCACAUAUUCGUUUGUGACGCCUCGCCGCGCAGCUGAUGCUAUCUGUAGGCCAUUGGAGCGAGGCGAGGGCGAUGACCUUAGUUUACUGAUAAAAUAAAUAGGUCAGGGGCUCUCAAGGUUUUUGAAAAAAUUUAAUAUGAAAUGUUCUAUUUACUGUUACAUUUAAUCUAAGGGGUUUUAUUUUUUUUUGUGGUGUGGUGUAUCCGCAUUCUACUUCAUAUCGGUGUCAAUUAUAGUCCAGGGUUUUUUAACAUAGUGUAUAAAUUCCGUAAGGUGACGCAACAAAAAAUAAUUAGUAAGAAAAAAUACUCCCAAGUGUUUCAAAUCAAAUCAAAUCAAAUCAAUUAAAUCAAAUCAAAAUCAGUUUAUUCACGUAGGUCACGAAAAUGACACUUAUGAAUGUCAAAAGAAAUAAAAUAUUUUUCUUAUUGAAUCUACCGCUACUUCGUAAAGGGUUGACCUAAUGAGAAGAAGUAGCAAGAAACUCAUUGCCACUCUUUUAUAUCAAAAUUUACAGAUCAUUUCAAUUACAAUAUAAUAUGUAAAAUGUAAAAUGAUGCAACAAAUACACUCAAACGUCAAAUAGUCAAUGUCUUACACGAGUAAGUCAAAAAAAAUAAAUGUAAAUUAAUACAAAAGUUAUUGAGUACAGUAGCUGCAUCAUCCACAUACACCAUAAAUCAAUAAAGGUAUUCUGUGAGCAUUUUAUAAGCGAUUAUAAAUAAAUAAACAUGUAUAUAUCUAUACAUAUGUAUGUAUACACAAUAACUUUAAAGAAUCUGAAACCGAGUCCCCGGCAACAGGAUCAUCCCGCCACCACAAGCAGCGCCCGUUCACGAGCAUGACGCAUGAGCCAGCCAUCGCCUCCCUCAACCAUAUUUUAGGGAAGGGGACGACCCGUCCCAUGUUGCCGCCACAAGCAGUGACAUUUAAGCGAGCAUGAUGAAACCUGUUACGAGAACUCAACAAACAACAAUAAAAUAAUCCUAAUACAUCCAUAUAUACCUACAUAUCAUGCAAUACUCACCAAAUACCUCUACUUACAAUUUGACAAUUCUGCUUAAACUUGUAAUUAAUAUUAUAUUUUUACUAACAGUAAUCAAAAGCUCAAUCCUUUAGGGUAAACUUAUCAAAAUCACCUUAUUCAGGCAGGUCAGGGAAAUGACUUUUCUUUUUAUAUCCACCUCCUUUGAGGCUUGCCACUUCUUAUUAAAGCUCAACAGCUUUAAUAAGAAGUGGCAAGAAACUCUUUGUGGCAAUCACUCACAAAUAAUUUCAGUUACAAUAUAUGUAAAGUUUAACGGCCGUUCCCAAUAUACUAUCUACAUGUAUAGAUAAAUUACUACCUUCCACUGUCAAUAAUCUGAAGCUGUCCCAAUAUACCCGAUAAGUCAUUCUUAUCGCCUUAUAUUGGGAUGCGUGAAUUGCAAUUUCCAUACUAGUAAGCUAUAUGUCGUCCCAUUGACAGACAGCGUGUACGGAUAAGUUGAGUUACCGUCGAUAAGUUUAUUGGGACAGAAAAGUCAAUGAUAGUUACGUUUUUUAUCUCAAGUAAGAGAUAGACUGAAUAUUGGGAACGGCCGUAAGCUUAGGAGUGUAGGUAAGUGUUUCAUUUUGCGUCAGGCAUCAGGCACAUUUGAAUUUGAAGAACAUCAUAAAUAAAUAAAUAAAUAAAUCAUUAACUUUCAUAUAAUGAAUACUCUUUACAAAUAUUCACUAUCAAUAUUUUUACGAUGUCCGGGAAUAGUAAUUAUUGUCAUGUGUAUAAUCACAGAGUAGGGAUGGAUACUUACGGUAUAAUCAAACGUCCAUCGAUAACUUAAAUCAAUUCAAAAUGUCACAUCAAAUGCAAAUGUCAUACAAGUGACGUCCUGUCGUAAUGCAUCGAGUGACGUUGUCAUGCCCAGUUUUGACACCAUCUUAGCAGCUGUCACUACGUGGCAACAAUAAACAUACAAAUGAAAAUUGUAAUCUAGAUGAAGGAUUGGUCUCCGCUGCGCUCCAACUAGAUACCGCACUACCUAAGAACAAUGGCUUCUUUAUUACGGCAGCCAUUAGAUACUUGUCUGCGUGGCAUCUUUAAAAUUUUGUAACAAACGCUUCGUGUUAUUUUGCAUUGAAAUUAAUAAAAUACAAAAUAUUUACUGAUGAUAUGUAAUCCGAGUUUCUUUCUUAUUUCUAGUAGUAUUAUUAUUAAAAAGUUAUACUACGCAUUUUAGUUUCAAUUAUUAGCAAAGCAGAACAUGUGGAGCGUCAACGUUACAAAUUGUUCGAGACUGGCUCGAGUACGCCCACUUGGGCGUAGUAUUAGUUGCGGCACUUUGCGACCACGCCUGCGGUGUCUAGUUGGAGCGCAGCGGAGACAAAUUCUUGUUAAUCUAAGAUCUGUAUGUAUAAUGUAGUCUUUUGUUUUUAUUCGUUUUCACAUUGAGUUAAAUCAAAAUAAAGAUGUUGGACUUAUAGAGGAUAUGACUGGUUCAUAAUGUUGCCUGUAAAAUAUUCUAUUUUGUAAAUAUUGUUUAUAUUAGUUAGGUUUCCCACAUUUUAAAUAUUUAUAUAUAUUUCUAAUACUCUCUAGAGUUUAUCUGUGGCUUACUUAGUACCAUGAUUCUUUACUUGAAUUUUGUAUUAAAGUGAAUCUCAAUUCACUAAUUGUUAUUUAAUAAAUAUGUUAUUUAAUAAUUACGAGUGUAAAAUAGUUAUAGUUACUUCAAUUAAAAUCAAAUGUUCGAAGCCGAGAUGUUCCGAACUUAUUUUUAUAAGGAAAUAUAUCAAAUAAAAUACAUACCUGUUAAGGAAAUACUAUUGUUGAUCUAAUGUCUAAAACUCCAUACCUGCUAUGCAUUAAAUAAUCAAAUCGCUAGUGAAAGAUGUUUUUUCUUAGACCAUUUAUACAUCUACAUAGAAUAUGACCAGCUGUGACAACGUCAACAAAAAUUGACUCUAGAACUUACGUCUAUUUUGAGCAAUUCACACACACUAACACAAAGUGUCAUACAAAUCGUAAGUGUAAGACGUAGCUUGUUACGCACAUUAAACUAAUAUUCAUGGCCUGUUUUUAUCGUUGUUGUCUAACAGAAAGAUACUCUAUCUAGAACGUAAAAAUUAUCUAAGUUUUAAUAUUCAAUCACGAAAAAUCAUUAGCCUGAUUUUUUAUGUUAAAAAAAAAGAAAGCCAUGUCCAUAUUAAUAUAUACGUAUGUAUCCAAAGAGGUGGAAACGAUUUACAGUUAGUUAGUUUACAAAACCUACUUCAGAGACUGAAUACAAACUUUUGCAAGUGUGGAUAGGUUUGUCAAGAUGUUUUAUAAUUUUGAUGUAUUAUUUUCUUUUAUCGCUUUUUUUAUAUUCUUACUAAUUUUCAAAACGUACGGUUGUUUGUGACAGUGUACGCUCUAUGGUCAAAUUAGUCUGUGCAAAACUAACUGCCACUACGUAUUAUUGUUAACUGUAAGCAAUAAAUAUUAAAGGUUUUUUUUUAAAAAUA
This is a messenger RNA of Leptidea sinapis, 7746 nucleotides long. It is a transcript of the gene sas, whose product is annotated as putative epidermal cell surface receptor. Gene Ontology annotation, molecular function: protein binding. Bases 169 to 3456 code for a protein of 1095 amino acids. Lineage: Eukaryota; Metazoa; Arthropoda; Insecta; Lepidoptera; Pieridae. The record is from RefSeq and is a predicted model, not a curated record. The transcript has 18 exons.